Molecule: messenger RNA, 1377 nt
Organism: Zeugodacus cucurbitae (melon fly)
Lineage: Eukaryota; Metazoa; Arthropoda; Insecta; Diptera; Tephritidae
Product: ficolin-2
Exons: 4
Coding region: 54-1259 (401 amino acids)
Source: RefSeq, a predicted model, not a curated record
CAACGCAAAGUAUAAUAUUCUCAUUUCGAAAUAUUUAGUUGAGUAAAUCGAACAUGUGGCUGCGCUUAAAGACAUUGACGAUUGUGCUUUUGUCCCUCGUCGCAAGGGGCUCCACGUUUGUGGAAACCGACAUGGAACGAAGUAUAGGAGAGGACUCCACGCAAAAAUUCCUUUGUGGCAAUAAUUUUGAAAAGUGUUUUGGCAGAAAAUUGAACUCAGUAGUCUACUUUAGGGACGAUAAAUUAUAUCGCAUGGAAGUCUUUGACUAUAAACUACCAUCAACACUCGAUGAAAUUAUGGAGGAACAAAAGAGUUUGAAAACGGAAAUAGAUCUACUGGAAAACAAGGUAGAACAACAGAGCCGCGAUAUUUAUGUAGAUUUGGGGAAAGCAAAUGAAGAACACUUCGAUAGAGAUUCGGCUCUUUCACAGAAAGCUGAGGACGACAGGCUGCAUAUGAGAUCGGAAUUAACUCAAAACAUGAACGAUAUAAAAUCUGAGAUACUCAAUACACUCAAAACUAAACUUAAUCGUAUGGAUAGAAAAAUUCGUAAACCACACGCAAACGAUCCGAAUGCCGAUCUACCAGCUAGCUGUGCUGAAGCUUUCGACAUGUACGGGACCACUGAGAGUGGUAUCUACAAGCUGUACUUACCCGAUUUUGAACUUCCUCCAUUCGAAGUGUACUGUCUGGCCGAUCCGAAUGGUGGUCCCGCUUGGACGUUGGUGCAACGGCGCAUGGAUGGCUCCGAGGAUUUCUAUCGUGAAUGGGAUGAUUAUGUAGCAGGUUUUGGUGAUCAACAAGGUGAAGUUUUUAUCGGUUUAGAUAAAUUGUAUGCGCUCACCAAUGAUCAGCCCAAUGAGUUGUGGAUACAGUUGGAGGAUUUCGAGGGCGAAAAACGUUUUGCAAAAUAUACGGAUUUCGCUAUUGGCGAUUUGGAUGAAAAUUAUGCCUUAAAAAAGUUGGACGGUUUCACCGGCGAUGCUGGUGAUUCGUUGGUGGAGCAAAAGGGUUGUCAAUUUUCCACACUCGAUCGUGAUAAUGAUAAUGAUGAAUCGAAGAGUUGUGCUAUCACCUAUAAUGGUGCUUGGUGGUAUAAUCGCUGUCAUGACAGCAACUUAAAUGGUCUUUAUAUAGAGGGUGGUGAAUAUGAUUAUUCUGACGAAGCGCAAGGUAUUGAUUGGUAUUCCUGGCAUGGACAUCAAUAUUCUAUGAAAUAUGUACAUAUGGCCAUCCGACCGAAAGCUGUUCUCGGUUGAAAUUACGCAUGCUUAUUUUGUAAGGAGGAAAUUCAGUACUCCAAAAAUUUAACCACUCUUUUUAUAAUAGUUACUCAACAUAACGAUACCACAUUUUAUUAAAAAGCAAGCAAAAUUA